UACAUGAGCAAAUGAGACUGGGUUAGUGCUAAUUCGAAUGCAAGAAUAGGGAAUGCAGCUGAUGCAGGAUUGAGAUCCAACCAGAGAUGUAACUAGGAGAACACCUCUGAGUUAGGUGAGACGUGGGGUUCUUGGUUGAGAUUCUAGUGACCUGUUUGGAGUAAGGUUGAAAAAGAACACCAAACCAGGACAAUGUGAUGGAAACCACUAAGUCAUGAAUUCAAAAAACAAGGCAGAUAGUCAAAAGCCAGGAACUAGGGAUUAUACAGGAACUGAAGGAGAGAAGGCUCUUCAAUGACACUCUAUUCUUUCGGAAUGAGGAGAAGGGACCAAAAAUCUAGUGAGUAAUCUAAACAUCAGAGACAGUGUACCGCUACCACCACAACCACCACCACCAACAACGAAAACAGAUGGCUUUGAUAAUGUAUUUCAAUCACGAAACUUCUAACAAACCUCAAGCAAAGUAUGUACCAAUCCUAAGGCAUGGGCAUCCCAGAGUUCUCCAGCAGAGCAAAUGCAUUACUCUUAGCAUGGAAUUGGGAAAAUGAAGGGUAGAUGGGUUUACCCAGGAUAUGGGAAAGUAAGGGGGCAUUGGUUGUUAGUUUUUCAGGAUGGAGAAGUGUUGGAUGUGGCAAACCUUAUUUUUAACUAGAAAGGAGCUAUGGAAUAUAUAAAAGGUGGAUAUAACAGGCAACAAUUUGCUUUUUGUUCUUCUGUAGGGUGCAGAGUCAUGGAGAGAGAGAACAGUACAGUGGUGACAGAGUUCAUUCUCCUUGGUCUGACCCAGUCUCAAGAUGCUCAACUCCUGGUCUUCGUGCUAGUCUUAAUUUUCUACCUCAUCAUUCUCCCUGGAAAUUUCCUCAUCAUUCUCGCCAUAAAAUCAGACCCUAGUCUCACAGCCCCCCUCUACUUCUUCCUGAGCAAUCUGGCCUUCCUGGAUGCAUCAUACUCCUUCAUUGUGGCUCCCAGGAUGCUGGCGGACUUCCUGGCUAUGAAGAAGGUGAUCUCUUACAAAGGCUGCAUCACUCAGCUCUUUUUCUUGCACUUCCUUGGAGCAGGGGAGAUGUUUCUUCUUGUUGUGAUGGCCUUUGACCGCUAUGUUGCCGUAUGUCGGCCCUUACACUACUCAACUGUCAUGAAACCUAGAAUUUGCUAUGCAUUGUUGUUGGCUCUGUGGCUUGGGGGCUUUGCCCAUUCCAUUGUUCAAGUGGCCCUUAUCCUUCAUUUGCCCUUCUGUGGCCCAAACCAGCUGGAUAACUUCUUCUGUGAUGUCCCACAAGUCACCAAGCUGGCCUGCACAGACACCUUUGUAGUGGAGCUCUUGAUGGUCUCCAAUAGUGGCUUGCUCACCCUCCUGUGUUUCCUGGGCCUUCUGGCCUCUUAUGCUGUCAUCCUUUGCCAUGUAAAGGGGCACUCUUCUGAAGGGAAGAACAAGGCUGUGUCCACAUGUACCACUCACAUUGUCAUCGUGUUUCUCAUGUUUGGACCUGCCAUUUUUAUUUACACUCGCCCUUUCAGGGUGUUCCCAGCUGACAAAGUGGUUUCUUUCUUCCACACAGUAAUUUUUCCUUUGAUGAAUCCUGUGAUUUAUACUCUUCGCAACCAGGAAGUAAAAACUUCUUUGAGGAGGUUGUUGAGUAGGCACAUUGUUUGCUGAAUGGAAUAGGAGAAUGAAAAAUCAAGAGAGGAGAAAGUCCAAUUGAAAUUUAUUAAAUCAUUUUUCAUUCAUGCACUCAGUCAUUUAGGAAAUACUAUAUUUGUUAAGCACUUCCAAUUUUCAGGUGCUAGUCUAGUUAUAUGAAUGAGACAGGUAAGAUGGUAACAUUCUAUUUCUCCUAGAGUUAUAUUCAAGUGGGCAAAUAAAGGUUAAACUAUUAAAUAAGCAAAUAAUAAUAAUUUCAGAAAGGGUUAGUGCUCUGAAGCAAGUUGAAAAUAAUGCUAUGCUAGAGUUUGAUUGCAGGGAAGAGAGUUACUUUUUUUUUGAUUGUCAAUUAAGGUUUUGUUGAGUAAAUGACAUGAACGGGCAUGCGAUUAAAUUAUAGGCAGAGAGAAUGACUAGUAUGCAGACCUGAAGAGCUUAUGAGCUUGCUGCAUUUGAAGAUAUAAAGAUAUAAAGAAGAUUAACAAAAAAAAAUAUUUUUUUUUUUACUAGCUGAAAUGUAGUUAGUGAGUGUGAAGGUGGCAGAAAUUUCAUGAUGUUGGAGAGGUUGGUAGGGAGAAAUCUUGUAUUUUAGGCAAUACAAAGAAGUCUAGGUGUGCUCCUUGCUACUGCGGUAUCAUUGUUUCUAGGCCCUCUCAGCUGGCAAACCAAGAAAAUAUAUCUGUGCAUACUAAUCCUUGUAUAUACACAUAUCUAUAAGCAUUUGCGUAUGCAACUAUCUGUAUCUUUAUUAAACUAAACAGUUCACACUGAUAUCUCAAACUCUAAUCCAUGAUGACUCUAGCCUCCUCUUCUUGCUUAUCUGUAAAUUCCCACUCAAGAGUAUAAAACCUGUAUCUAACCAGCUGCCAUCCAUAUAUUCAAUUGUUCAAUACCAGUAUACAUGUACAGCAGUAUAGUAUUUUAAAUUUAUAGUAUUGUUUCUUGGGAAACAACUUUAACAGCUAGAGUACAGUGGUUAUGUGCUGCCCUUUAGUUUUACAGAUUCCACUCAUUUUCGAAGUUACUUAUGUCAAUACCUUCCUCCGGCAACCCCUUCACUGAGGUUGUUUCACACAUUUGUGAUAAAAUUAGAUUCACUAGUCUUCUUUUUUUUUUGGUCCAAUCUGAUAAUCUUAGACUUAAUUUGGUGUGGUUAUGCCAUUUGUAUUUAUUAUGAUUAGCACUGAUAUGGUUGGAUUAGAAUUUGCUAUCCUGUCAACUAUUUUCUAUUUGGGGUUUAUGUUUUCCUUUUUUCUGCUUUCUUUCCGUUUAAUUGAUCACAAUAAUUGUACUUUUCUCCAAUAUUUGAUUGUUAUUUUUUUUUUUUUUAAAUUAGUAGUUGCCCUAGAAUUAAUAAAAAAAACAAAAAACAUUGCAGUCAGGUCAAUUCCAACUCAUAGCAACUUUCUAGGACAGAGUAGAACUGCCACUUGGGGUUUCCAAGUCUGUAAAUCUUUUCAGAAGCACACAGCCACGUCUUUCUCUCACAGAGUGGCUGGUGGGUUCGAACUGCCAACCUUUUGGUUAGCAGCAAAAUACUUAACCACUAUGCCACCAGAGUUCUCCUAGAACUUACAAGAUACAUCUUUAAUAAAGUCUGUAUUCAAACAAUAUUUUACUGUUUGCACUGCAUUUACAAACCUUAUAUCAAUGUAUUCCUAUCCUUUGUUCUAUUGUCAUAUAUUUUAUUUUGAUGUUUGCUAU
Loxodonta africana (African savanna elephant) is the source of this 3346-nucleotide messenger RNA. Its product is annotated as olfactory receptor 4N5. The record is from RefSeq and is a predicted model, not a curated record. NCBI's taxonomy places the organism in Eukaryota, Metazoa, Chordata, Mammalia, Proboscidea, Elephantidae. Gene Ontology annotation, cellular component: plasma membrane. The transcript has a single exon. Gene Ontology annotation, molecular function: G protein-coupled receptor activity; olfactory receptor activity. Gene Ontology annotation, biological process: G protein-coupled receptor signaling pathway. Bases 662 to 1657 code for a protein of 331 amino acids.